ACUCCGCGUCUAUCGCCUCUCUUACGGCAGAAUGCGAGCUUGGUGGUGGUUUCUCCUCACUGCCCAGUUAGUACGAGGUGAUCCAGAAAGUUUCCAUGACUUCACAGAGAGUGAUGUCAACCAGGAAACCACAGAGGAGAGGGGAACUGAAAAAGAAAGUCCUAUUCAAGAUCCAGGUUUGAUUUUUACAAGAAGAAAAAGAAGUUCUGAAGAUGAAGAACGAGAAAAGAGACAACCAAAAUUCCACUCAUGGGGCGGUAAGAGGUACGGAGAUGAAGAGGAAGACAAUGAAGAUAGUUUUGAAUUUACGAGCUUAAACAAGCAAGAUUUAAAUAACGAAAACUCAUUUGAAUACGUACCAUUGUAUGUUCCAUUCAAUCUAACUAGUCUUAAAACAAAUUUCAAACAUAACAACUUGGAUGGGCAAUACAUAAAACGUAGUUUCGCAUUUACAAGCUGGGGAGGUAAACGAGACCCAGAGGUAGUUAAUGAGUUGGAAAAGAGACCAGAGUUCUCAGUUUUAAAACAAAGUUCGUUUGGACCAAGUACAUCAGAGUUAAAUGCCAAACGUUAUCCAGCAUUUAAUAGUUGGGCUGGCAAAAGGGCUGCUGCUUUCAACAGUUGGGGAGGAAAGAGAGCUGCUGCUUUCAACAGUUGGGGAGGAAAGAGAGCUGCUGCUUUCAAUAGUUGGGGAGGAAAGAGAGCUGCUGCUUUCAAUAGUUGGGGUGGGAAAAGAGAUGCUGCUUUCAACAGUUGGGGAGGAAAAAGAAUGCCUGCUUUUAACAGUUGGGGUGGAAAGAGAGCUGCUGCUUUCAACAGCUGGGGAGGAAAAAGAAUUCCUGCUUUUAACAGUUGGGGUGGAAAGAGAGCUGCUGCUUUCAAUAGUUGGGGAGGGAAAAGAGCUGCUGCUUUCAACAGCUGGGGAGGAAAGAGGGCACAAGACUUGGAAACAUGGCAAAGAGAAAAUCAGGACCACAUAAGCAACUUUGACAACAGUGCUAAAAAUAAUCAAUUCUAUGAUUUGGUUUCUUCAAAUCAUGUUAGGAACUAUGAUACUGAAUCUGACAUAAAUGAUUUAUUAUCUCAUGCUGAUGUUGAAGGCAACAAACAAACAAAACAGCUUUCAAACGAACAAUCAAAUGGCACAGAGGAAACAGAAUUGAAUAUUAAAAACGUGGAUGAAAAAAGAACUGCUCCAUUAAAUAGUUGGGCUAGCAAUCGUGAUGCUACUUUUAAUAGUUGGGGAGGCAAAAGAGGAGCAGCUUUCAAUAGCUGGGGAGGCAAGAGGACAGCUGCAUUCAAUAGCUGGGGAGGCAAGAGGGCAGCUGCAUUCAAUAGCUGGGGAGGCAAGAGGGCAGCUGCAUUCAAUAGCUGGGGAGGCAAAAGGAAAGCUGCAUUUAAUAGCUGGGGAGGCAAGAGGGCAGCUGCAGCAUUCAAUAGCUGGGGAGGCAAGAGGGCAGCUGCAGCAUUCAAUAGCUGGGGAGGCAAGAGAGCAGCUGCAUUCAAUAGUUGGGGAGGCAAGAGAGCAGCUCCAUUCAAUAGCUGGGGAGGAAAGAGGGCAGUUUCUUUUAAUAGCUGGGGUGGCAAAAGAGAUGAAUCCAUGAAUCCCCCAGGUGAAAACCCUAUGUUUUUGGGCUUAGAAAUGGAAAAUAAUGGUUCAGAUAUAAACAAUGAAUUGGAUAAAAAUGUAUAUGGAAACCCUCAGUUUCAAACACCUUUUUUAGAUCAAACUAGUACAUUAAAACAAAUUCUAGAUGGUGUUGUUAAACAAGGAGAAGAAUCAUUUAAAAUAAAAGAGAAUGAUGAGCAAAAUAUAAAUACUGCUGAAGGAGGUUCUGACAAUCACGAUUAUGACCUAGACUCAACUGUUAAAUAUGAUAACACAUUUUCAGAUAAUGGUUACAGUGAUGGCAAUGAUGAUAGUGAAUCAGUUCCCAAUAAACGAGGAGAAAAUGACCUUUUUAAAAUACAGCAACGAUACCCAGGAUUUUCAAGUUGGGCAGGAAAAAGGGAUCUUCAGAAUGAGAUUAAAGAAAAGAGAGCCAGUCCAGCUUUUUCUAGUUGGGCUGGAAAAAGGAGUCCUUUGUUCUCUGCUUGGUAUGGAAGUAAAAUACCAAUCGUACAAGUAUCAAAUGGAAAGCGGCGGCCAGCAUUUUCAAGUUGGGGAGGAAAAAGGAGUGAAAACUAUCAAAUGAAUGAAAAGGACACUUCAGAUUGUUCUUUGUCAGAUAUAAAUGAAGGGAAAAUAUGUCCAGGAGUGACUGAAGCUGAUUUAGAGAGUUUAGGUGAAAAUCAUGUCCAAUCAUCUGAAGGAAAAAACUUCAAGAGGAAAAAGAGAGAAGUUGACUGCAGCACUGAAAGUUCAACCAUAUAUAGUGCAAGCUCGUGUAGAGACAAAAGGUCAAACGGAAAUGUAAAGAAAAACAAGGUAAUUUCAAGAAUGCUAUUACAGGGUGGACUCACAUGGCCAUUGACGAUGAAAACAUUCCCUCGGAGCGUAGACUUCUAUGCUUGGGGAGGGAAAAGAUCUUUAUAACAACUAUCCCAUUAUCAAGUGAUCAUGGUUUUUGUAUAUAUAAGACUUACAUAUUUUUAUCACCUUGAGAACUACAAAGCAUAAUUUAUUUUUUAAUAAAAAAAACAAAUUGUAGAUAAACUUAUCCUUUACACAGGUGGGAACAUUUAAGCGAUUUUGAUCCCAGGAUUUCAUUAAUUACCUAACCCUUUUCCUUAUAUAAAUUAACAAACUAUUCAGAUAAGGUAAAAGUCUUGAUUUAAAUUGACAAAAGUUUGAUAAGUGCUAUUAUUUAAAAAAAUAAAAUGUACUAAUAACUGUCUCAUGUGUAUUAAUCACACAAUAUAAUAUUGGUGAAAACCGAUUUAUGUAUGAGAUUAAUAAACUGUAGUUGAUAUUUAGGUCCAUUGAUUGAGAUUUUGUUCAAAAAUUUCACAUGGAAAGCCUAAAAUUGUCUAAUUAAAAUAUUUACAUAUUACAUACUAUAAUGUUUGGUAUUUAUUAAAACUGUUACUAUACGUCACAGUUUACAAAAAAACAUUGAACAAACAAUUACAAUUUAACUAUAACAAUAUAAUUGCAAAAUAAAAUGUUCUAUAUCUUGUAUAACUUAGCGACUAUUUGUACCUAACUUUAUUGCUAAAAAUAAUCUACAUAUGACUUAAUUAAAAUAUUUAAUUACAUUACAGUACAAGCAAAAUCAUAAAAACACUAUCAUUUUCAAAAACAUGUAAGUCUGGGUAUGAAAGAUUCACUAACUUGAGCUAACAGUUUCCCCUGUGCCUAACAUCAAAGUAUUUAUUUCCCAUAGCAUACUGCAAAUAUAUAAACAUUUAAUAGAGCUUUUUUUGAAGUUCAGAGCCUCCUGGAGUCAGAUAUUGGUUAUCAAUGUUCACUAUAAAUAUAAUUUAUUACUUUUUACUUUAGCUACUUAUUUAUGCCUUUAAAGUUAAUUGCUUUGUAUCACAGCCAUUAUGAAAUUAAACGUAAUUAUUUUUAUACAGGAAAAUCAUUAUAUAUCUAAAUUGCCUUAUAUAUUAGUGAUACUGACAAGGCAUUUUUUCUACAUAGUUAUAAUUUAGUCACAGUUGUAAAACCAAACUAUUCUAUUAUAUCUGUAAAAUAUUAAUAAAAGUUAAUUUUAGAAUAAAGAUUGUGUAAUGUAUGUGAAAAAGCUGAUAUUUUAAAAUUUAUUACAUAGUACUUUAAAUGAAUUAUGAUGUAUACUUGGAAGUUUUAAUGAAGAAUUAAAUUGUGUAAUUAUAGUUUUCAUUUAAACAAUUAUAACAUGAAUCAAUUCUCAUGUGUUUUUAAUAGAAUCUAUUAAAUAAACACAUUUUAGAUUUAAAUAUGAUUAGAUUCUGUUAUUUUAGCAAUGUUUUAUUGUAGUAUUUUAACUACUACGAUAACAUCUCGAAUUUGUAACAAUGAGAACUAAAACUGUGCUCCAGUAUAACUUUAAGAAGACUUCUAUUAAACAGGAUAUAAUUGAGAUAUUGAGAUAAUUGAAUGCUCAAGAAAGAGAGGUUGUUUGAUCCUAAAAAUAAGUUGCCUUUUAGAUGUCUUUGAUUAUUCCUUAAGACUUCCUGUGUGACGUUAAUAUAAUUGUAUAUUAAGUUUAUGUUAUGUUUGCCUUGUUACUUGCUACAUGACUGUAUUUCUGUCACAUAAACGAAUAAAUACUGUAGCAAAUCAA
Molecule: messenger RNA, 4211 nt
Organism: Homalodisca vitripennis (glassy-winged sharpshooter)
Lineage: Eukaryota; Metazoa; Arthropoda; Insecta; Hemiptera; Cicadellidae
Exons: 2
Coding region: 32-2536 (834 amino acids)
Source: RefSeq, a predicted model, not a curated record